CCCCUUAGGUGAGUGGAAUCAAGAAUCUCUAUGAGUCUGAACUGGCUGAUGCUCGAAGAGUUCUGGAUGAAACUGCCAAGGAGAGGGCUAGAUUACAGAUUGAAAUUGGAAAACUGAGAGCAGAACUUGAGGAAUUCAAUAAAAGCUACAAGAAGAAAGAGGCAGACUUGUCCGUGGCUCAGGGUCGCAUUAAGGAUCUUGAAGUGCUGUUCCAUAGAAGUGAAGCAGAACUCAAUACUGUCCUGAACGAGAAACGCAGCCUGGAAGCAGAGGUUGCUGAUUUGCGUGCCCAACUUGCUAAGGCUGAAGAUGGUCAUGCUGUGGCUAAAAAGCAGUUGGAGAAGGAGACACUAAUGCGUGUGGACCUGGAAAAUCGGUGCCAGAGCUUGCAAGAGGAUCUGGAUUUCAGGAAGAAUGUGUUUGAGGAGGAAAUAAGGGAAACAAGAAAACGACACGAACAUCGUUUGGUUGAGGUGGACACUAGUCGCCAACAGGAGUACGAAUCUAAAAUGACUCAGGCCCUGGAGGAUCUGCGAAAUCAACAUGAUGAACAAGUCAAACUGUACAAAAUGGAGCUUGAGCAGACCUAUCAGGCUAAGCUGGAGAAUGCCAAACUGUCCUCUGACCAAAAUGAUAAAGCUGCUGGUGCAGCUCGAGAGGAGUUGAAGGAGGCUCGCAUGAGAAUAGAAGCUCUGAGCUACCAGCUUUCUGCCCUUCAGAAACAGGCUAGUGCAGCAGAAGAUCGUAUUCGUGAAUUGGAGGAAAUGAUGGCUGGUGAGCGGGAAAAGUUUCGGAAGAUGAUAGAUGCAAAGGAGAGGGAAAUGACAGACAUGAGGGACCAGAUGCAACAGCAGCUUACGGAGUACCAGGAACUGCUUGAUGUUAAAUUAGCACUGGACAUGGAGAUCACUGCUUACCGAAAACUUCUGGAAGGAGAAGAGGAAAGGUUGAAGCUCUCUCCAAGUCCCUCCUCCCGUGUUACGGUCUCUCGGGCUACCUCCAGCAGCAGCAGUAGCAGCACUUCACUUGUUCGCUCUUCCCGAGGCAAGAGAAAACGUAUUGAAGCAGAGGAGCUUUCAGGCAGCGGAACAAGUGGCAUUGGCACUGGAAGUAUUAGUGGGAGCAGCAGUAGCAGUAGCUUCCAGAUGUCCCAGCAAGCUUCAGCUACAGGAAGUAUCAGCAUAGAAGAGAUAGACCUGGAGGGCAAAUACGUUCAAUUGAAGAACAACUCGGAGAAGGAUCAGUCCUUGGGUAACUGGAGACUGAAAAGACAAAUUGGAGAUGGAGAAGAAAUUGCUUACAAAUUUACUCCUAAAUAUGUCCUCAGAGCUGGGCAGACUGUAACAAUUUGGGGUGCAGAUGCAGGUGUAUCCCAUAGCCCCCCUUCUGUUCUGGUGUGGAAGAACCAAGGCAGCUGGGGCACUGGAGGAAAUAUCCGCACAUACCUCGUAAACUCCGAAGGGGAGGAAGUUGCAGUGAGAAACGUUACUAAAUCAGUAGUUGUGCGAGAGAAUGAAGAAGAAGAGGAUGAAGCUGACUUUGGAGAGGAAGAUCUUUUCAACCAACAGGGGGAUCCCAGAACAACCUCUAGAGGAUGCUUAGUGAUGUGAAGAAAGAAAAAAAGAAACUAUUAUUUGCUAUUUUCUUUCAUUUAUUUCCUUUUAUUUUGCUAUUUCUUUCCCUCCAGAGCCACUGAAAACUAUUUUUAUAUGCAUCAUCUGAUUUCUUUGAAGUUUACUCCUUGGUACAUUUUUAUAAAAAAAAAUCAAAAAAAAAACUUUACUGAACAAAACUGCCAGAAUUUUUAAUAGAUUUCUUUAUUUUUCCCUCUUUGUUGAAACACUAUAUUGGAAUACAGUAUUUUUUCCCAUACAGAGUUUAAAGUCUUAUGUACAAACCUGCAGCAGAAAAAAAAUUUUUAGCUGAAAUGGGAUGAGACUCCUUGAGUGUAUGGUAAAUCUAUAAUUGCAUAUAUAACCAGGAUAAGCAAAAAAAAAAAAAAAAAAAAAAAAGUUUAAGAAAGCAUGUUCAUCUGCAGGGCCCCAGGAGAGGUUCACAGUGGUGUUUCCUCCAUACCUUUAAGAAAUGGUAGUAUCUUGCCUGGUAUCCUCAGUAGCGCCCAGCUUAGGAAAAUUAGACCCCAGGUUCAUUAAAAAUGCUCCUCCACCAGUGGAGGUAGCAAAGGGAAGCUGCAUUUUAGAUAUUCUCGGCUCAGGACCGUAGCAUCUUGUCCUGCUCCAGGGUUUGACAGGCUCUUGGUAAAAACAUCUGAGCCUGUCAACACCUUAGGUCCGUAUCAUUAUUUCAGGAGAUGGAGAAUGAUGGGUUCUGUUUACUGAAUAUACACAUCAUCUUAAAGUAGGGAAGUGUCCAAACCAGUUUUAACUGUUUCAUUUUCAGGGGAUUUUGACAUCCUCACAAAUGAGACCUUGUGACAUCAUGGACACAGGUUGUGGUGUACAGUGUUUCAUGACGUUAAGCAUCAUGAUUUAAUACUUUUGACAUAUUCAGCGUUAAACAGAAUGAUUUGGAUUUUAGAUGUUAAAAAUACUCUUACUUUUGGCGAUGAUAAAUAUUGGGGAUUUUAAAGGUUAACCUGUGUAAAUGUUGACUUUUUUAAUCAGAGCUAGAUGCAGCUUGUUCAUAUUUCUCUUGUAUUCAUAUGGGCACUGUCAGAUAUCUUAAGGAGCAGUAUUUGCAAAACAGUACGGAAAUAGUUUAAUGACUUUUUAAAAAAAAGUUAAACUGCUGUUGUUAAGGACAUAAGCAUUGCUUUGCAGUGUUCAAAGGCUCAAAGUCAAGUCUAACAAUGAGUGAAGGGAGAAUAAUGGUUUUUAUUAAAAAAAAUGCUUUGUACAAGUAGCAGGUGAUUUUUUUUUAAUUUCAGUAUGAUGCAUUUUGUAUCUGACAGUGUCCCUUUAGCUUAAGGUUUCUUCUGCUGCAUUUCUGUGGAGAUAACUCUUGACUCCCUUAAGGGUUAAUAUUUGUAUAGUAGUGCAUCUUUAAGCACUAGGAAAAAUAUUUGACUGCUCCAAAGAAUGCACUGGCUACUGUACAAGCAGAUGUUUUUUUCCACUAGUUAGUAGUUUGGAUACAAAAUUUGGAUACCGUUUGAUGCCAGCAUAGAGUCCUGUUUUUACCUGCACUCUUGAACUCUUGUCGUUCAAAUAGUUUAGACUCAUCAAACAAGCUACAAGGUUUGGAUGUUUUCGGUGGCUUUUGGACAUUAUGUUCUCUGAACAGUAUUGUGACUGACAGAUAUAACCUAGAAGGUCAGUUUAGUGGCUUUGACUGAUGAUGACUUUGUAAUGCAAGCAGGGUGGGAACAAAAGGGGUUUUCUUCAGCUUACGGAUUUAUUUUGCCAUUUAAAAAUAAAUCAAAGAUGCUACUUUUCUUCAUUUCAGUGGGAUGACUGAAUUACUGAUGUUAAACUAGCAGAAAUUUAGAAUUAUGUUUUAAUCCAUUACCAGAAGAUCCAUUACAAAAAAGCACUAUGAAGAUUUGGCUGUUUGGGCUAAUUGGGUAACUUCAUUGAUGUACUUGGCCGUUUUUCUAAUGUAAUUUUCCCACUCUGCUUGAGUAGAAGGUUAAAUAUGUAGUAAAUCCUGUCUAUCUCUCUGUAAAAUGUAUCUAGUGAAAUUAUGUUUCUCAGACAUACUGUUAUCAAUUACCUUUUCUAAAUUUGUUGUUAUGCAAAUGAAUGCAAUCAGUGUAAAAGUAUUUUUGCAAUACACCUUCCAACCACUGGACAAUGUUUCCCUUUCUGACCCACAGCUUUCUAUACUAUAGUUACAUAAUGUUUGAGGGCUUUUUGCUUUUUUUUUUUCCCUGAAGAUCUGUAUUUAUUUUUUUUUUACAUUGGCCAGUUUUCAGAUUGCUUAUUCUUCAAGAUUGUCCUGUAAAUUUAAGAUUGUUCUGUGAUCUUAAAUACUAAAGCAAUGAGUGUGUAGUUAAUUUGCAUUUUUUUUCUGUGAUAUUUCUGGGUUUUUUUCUGUAAAGAAUGGGCUAGGAAAGGCAGCUUGAAAGAGGAAAAACCUCAUGCUACCUGAGCCAUAGUUUUCUUAACAGCUACUGUAUAGGGAAUGUGUCUUGUAGCCUUACGGACUGGUGCUUGCAGAUCUUUAGUGAUGAGCACUGUGCCCUUCAGUAACAGUCUGCAGAAUUUGUCCUUAGAUUUGGAACUGUGUCCUUUGAAAACAAUUUAUUUCAUUCUUGAGAACAUAUUCUUCAGUACAUGUAUAGGUAUAUACAGGUGUUUGUGUGAAACAGUGAUUGACACUGUGGGAAAGGCUGAAUGCCAGCAGUCUAAACGUGGGUGAUUCUGUCACCACAGUGCUUUCUAAGAGGCUACUAAAAAUACGAGAAAUAAUUCCUAGCUGUAAAUUACAAGACACAGAAAAACUACUGUAUUCCACAUAGUUUCUUUUUUGUGUGUGCGGCUUCUCUAGAUGCCAUCCUUUCCUCUUGCUUUUGAUGCUGAGCUUCACUAUAAUGGCACUAAGCCCUUUAAAGGUGCUCUACACUGGGAGGUUUUUUGGCUUUACCAAACAAAAAAAGCAUUGUUUGGUUUGGUGGUUUGUUUUUUUUCUUUUGAGGAUUUCCCCCCCCCCCUCCCCCCUUUCAGGAUAAUUAAAAGUUUUUUGUUCAGAUAAAAUCCAGUGUCCCUUUACCCUCUUUUCCUAUUUGAUCCUGAAUUCUUGAAGUUGGAGGAUAGUCAGCAUUUCUACUCCAGUGUCUGAUAUCAGGUGUAGAGCUUGAAGGAGAGAUAGAUUUGACUUGUCAGGAGAAAAAUUAUUUUAAGGCCUCUCCAAUUAUGGAAAUUAACCAGUGUAGCUUUUCUCAGAGUAGUUACUUAAGUGUAACUACCCAUAUGGGUGUUCUUAUUCCAGAAAAAUAAGCAAACAACAUUCUGGAUAAAACAGUAAAAAUUAUUUCUAACUGAUUCUCACUGGUUAAGAGGGAGAAGGAGUAACAGCCUAACAGCAGCAGAAUAGUUAAGCUAAUCUUUUAAUUGUGUAGAUCAGAAUAUCAUAUAAACAUCAUAUAAAACAUGAUGAUACAUACUACCUGCUACUAAUUUCGUACCGUGUGAAGAUGCUUGUGUCAGAACACGUCCAUCCUUCAGCAGAACCAUCGGUAACGUGGUGUCCUCCAGAGUGUCGUGGUUACAGAGCACCUCCGACAUUUCACGCCACCUGUUUUCUUGCUCGCUUCUGUAUUUCUUUCUUCAGCUGUUGUGUUGCAGUGACUCAGACCAAGUAAUAGAGUGGCUAUGAUUCCUUUCUUGCUGCACAGCGUUAUUUCCCAGUGUGUCUAUUCUAGGCUAGUUCAUCUGCCAUGGCAAAAACUAGUUUACACUGACCAGUUGUCUUCAGCACCAUUUUGCCAUGAGGUGGGAGUUGGCUGGUGUAGUUUGUGUUUGUAGCAGGAACCAAAAGUCUCAGGAAAUAAAAAAAAAAAAUGCUUCCCAUGACCUGUAAUGUAAGAGCCAGACAAGCUUGUCUGUAGCUUGCGUUAGUCGUGAAAAUUGUAUUGUAGUGUGAAGCAGACUGUACUGUGAAAGGAGAUCACUUAAUGUGCGUGUUUAUCCUUGAGCAACGGGACACCUCAUGUUCAGUUCAGGGAUCUUAUGGGAUCUUACUGGUUUUUAUAGACCCUUUUGUCUUUUAAUGCUCAUCCUGUAUAAAUGCCCUUUAACUGCAACCUGAAUGGAGGUUAGUUAGAAGAGGCUUGUAGAAAUCCCUCUCUGUACCCCGGCACAUUUGAGAAUCUCUUCUGUGUGCGUCAGAAAGAUGUCGAUGCCGUAUGCAAACAUGCAUGCUGUCUGUUUUAUAUCUCUUGUAGCCACUUCUCUCCCUUACUGUGAAGCCAUUCUCUCUUCGUUCUGUAUCUUCUUUGAAAGUCUUACCUGUAAACAAAGGUAUAUCCAUAUUUGAUACUGGAUUUUUUUGCUUCUGUUGGGUCCAAACCCUGUGUGAGCAGGAAAUAAAGCCUUGUCGUAAACCAGUGAGUGGAAGGUGAGAUAGUGAUUGCAUUUUUCAAAGCAUUAUUUUAGCUGAAUGUCAAGACAAUUUAUAUUGGAGAGUUUCUUUUCUCACUUAAAAUGGCCUGGGAAACAGAAUUUUUAUUUGCCCUUCAAUAUGCUUAGCUUUAAACCAGUUUAAAAUAAUUUCAAAGUGUUUUUUUUUUUAAUACAAGACCAUAUUUACAUGCAAUUAUUAUUUGUAAACAUAAUGCCUUUCUUGAAAUGCUAAGGUCUAGAGAGUGAAAAGGAUUAUUAAUAUUGAAAGACUUGGUUCAGAAUAGCACAAGCAGUGAAUUGACUUAGAGUUGAGGAAGAUCAAAUGUGUUUUAUUGAACUUCCAAAUUUUCUAGUUAGCUUUUAAUGAAGUGAUGAUUCUGUGUUGAUAAGGUAGAUGUUACUGUGUAUUCCAGCUACCCCGAUCAUCAUUACACUAAAAUUAUAAGCAAUAAGCUAUUUGAAACAAGUUUAGGCCAAAAUGCUUUCCAUUUGGGCAGAAAAUACCGUUGAACUCUAUCUUCAUAACAGUGAUGCCUUGUGACUUGAAUUGUGAUAUUUUUAAAGUAUUUUUUUUAACGCAACCUUGAUUUAGAUAGUUUUGGUUCUAGGUCACUGACCACCUCUGGUCAGGUGCUGCAGAUGAGGUUUUGGAAGGUUCAAGUUUUUAAAACAAGGAAUUGUGAAAAUUACUGCAAAUUGAAAUACAAAGGCAAAAUUAUGAAAAUGUUCACAUGGAACUUAUGAAAUCUACAUAAUGAUCUAGACUUUAUCAUUUCAAAGUGGUUUUUUCUUUUUAGAAUAUGCAUGCCAAAUGUCUUGUCUUUUUCAAUGAUUUGUAAUAUACAUUUUAUGACUGGAAACUUUUUGUACAACACACUCAAAUAAAUGUUUUGCAUUU
Athene cunicularia (burrowing owl) is the source of this 6921-nucleotide messenger RNA. RefSeq names its product lamin B2 (gene LMNB2). The coding region runs from base 354 to 1610 and encodes 418 amino acids. NCBI's taxonomy places the organism in Eukaryota, Metazoa, Chordata, Aves, Strigiformes, Strigidae. The record is from RefSeq and is a predicted model, not a curated record. The transcript is spliced from 11 exons.